AUACCUCCGAGAAUCUUAACUACAAUUGUGAUACAAUGUGAUAUAGGAUGGAGUAAAUAUUAUUCCGAACGUAACUCAUAUAAAAUGAAUUUAACAGGAUUUGUACCUCUCGGUCGUUGCUUUCAUGAAAGUGUUCUUAUCGGAACUCAACUUUACUUUUUAGGUGGAAUAAAUUCUGAUGAAAUAUUUUAUUUAGAUGUUUCUUUACCUUUCGAUUCAAAAAAACUUUUAUGGACUGAUUUAACGACAAAUUCAGCCAUUCCUAUUAAUAGCGCGUUUGCAACUUCAUGUGUUGGAGGUCAAAAUAAUAAUUUUAUUUUUUUAUUUGAACAUCAUAAAAAAGACAAUGAUGAAUUAAAUAAUUUAAUUACAUAUACAUUUGAUAUAAAAAGUCAAGAAUGGGAUAUACCAACAAUAAUAAAUCCUACUCAGAUACCUCCAGUUAUACAAGGAAUUAAUGCAGCUUGUAAUCCUAAUGGUACUAUGUAUAUUUUCGGUGGAUAUAAUCCAAAAUUAAAGAAAUCAUAUAAUGAUAUGUACAUAUUAGAUUCUUUAAACUUAUCUUGGAAACAAUAUCUUGCAUCUUUAUCUAUAAUUAAACCGAUUAUAAGAUCUGAUUAUACUGCGACACUUUUACCAAAUUCAAUUAUUAUUUCAUUAUUUGACACCAAUAUUGGAACUUGGACUGUUAUGACUGCAGAAAAUAAUGAUGUAAUAAUACAGGCUCGUAGAUUUCAUACAGCUGUGUUAAUAUCAGAUGGAUUAAUUGUUAUUUAUGGUGGUGCAUCCAAUAAUAAUUCCAAGGUUCCAAGUCCAUCGUUAGCCGUGUUAGAUACAAAACCUGAAACUUAUAAAUGGUAUAGUAAACAAAAUAUUGGUAAAAAUAUUCCGCCACCGCUUGCUUAUCACACAGCUACAUUAGUCGGAGAUUAUAUGAUUAUAACAUUUGGAGCUAAAUUUUCAGGAGAAAAAUUCGAUAAUGAGAAUAAUCUUAAUACCAAAGUUUAUAUACUUGAUACAAAAAGCUUUUUAUGGGUUUCAUCAACUUCUCAAAAUGGUUCAAGUACUACAAGUAUUAUACCUUCAAAUUCGGCAACUUCAAGUUUAACAAACUCGGCAUCAUCAAGUAUAACACCUUUAAACCCGACAAAUUCAAAUAAUCCUACUUCUACAAUCAACCCAAAUAAAAUUAAGAUAUUUGCAGGUCUUACUAGUACGGCUGGAGUCACUAUACUUGUUGUC
This is a messenger RNA of Scutellospora calospora, 1242 nucleotides long. NCBI's taxonomy places the organism in Eukaryota, Fungi, Glomeromycota, Glomeromycetes, Diversisporales, Gigasporaceae. The record is from the annotation of a GenBank genome assembly.